This is a messenger RNA of Habropoda laboriosa, 1807 nucleotides long. RefSeq names its product V-type proton ATPase subunit C (gene Vha44). The transcript has 9 exons. Gene Ontology annotation, biological process: proton transmembrane transport. NCBI's taxonomy places the organism in Eukaryota, Metazoa, Arthropoda, Insecta, Hymenoptera, Apidae. The record is from RefSeq and is a predicted model, not a curated record. Gene Ontology annotation, molecular function: proton-transporting ATPase activity, rotational mechanism. Bases 241 to 1506 code for a protein of 421 amino acids. Gene Ontology annotation, cellular component: vacuolar proton-transporting V-type ATPase, V1 domain; lysosomal membrane.
UCAGCUGAUGAUACUCCGUUUUAGUUUAUGAUUUAGUUGCCGGGCGGGUCGUAAGGCAGCAGCACACAAUUGUCAUCACGUGAGGUCACAAUGGUUUCUGAUGGUUCUGACGACGAGUGAUUAGAACAACGAAUGUUUUGAAUUUCUGGAGAAAUUCAAGCAUCUGUCGCAUUCUGCGCAUAAAAGCGGAAUUCGAGAUAUCCAAUACAGUAAGACAUUUACAUUGGAACAUUAUUCAAAAUGACAGAAUACUGGUUAAUAUCUGCACCAGGAGAUAAAACAUGUCAGCAGACAUGGGAAACCAUGAAUACUUUGACAACAGUACAACAUUCUCUGUCAGUCAAUUACAAAUUCCAUAUCCCAGAUUUGAAGGUGGGAACAUUAGACCAAUUGGUGGGUUUAUCAGAUGACCUAGGAAAGCUUGACACUUAUGUUGAACAAGUAACCCGCAAGGUGGCAACAUAUUUGGCAGAAGUAUUAGAAAAUCGGAAAGACAAGUUCCUUGAAAAUCUUUUGGCUAACAAUAGUCAAACGUCAAUGGAUGGGGAGAGCUGGAGCCCCGAAGGGGGCCCGGACACCCCGCCAAACACCCCCGUCACCCCAUCACACAAGACUUCAAAGGAACACCACAAGCAGUGGAGGGAAUCGGAGAAAUGUGAACCAGACCCGGCCGCCUGUUUAGGUGAUCUACCAUCAUAUAUAACUCGAUUCCAGUGGGAUAUGGCAAAAUAUCCCAUCAAGCAAUCAUUGAGAAAUAUUGCUGACAUUAUCAGUAAACAAGUGGGUCAGAUUGAUGCAGACCUUAAAACUAAAUCUGCAAUAUACAAUAAUUUGAAAGGAAGUUUACAAAAUCUUGAAAAGAAACAAACGGACUUAUGUUCUUCAAUAGUUACUCAAAUACUUGUUAUUGUGCCAAGAGCUAGUGUUCAAGAAUGGUACAGUGUAUAUGAAAAAUUAACAAAUAUGAUAGUACCACGUAGCACACAACUUAUUACCGAGGAUUCUGAAUAUGGAUUAUUUACUGUCACUUUGUUUAAAAAAGUCAUUGAAGAAUUUAAAUUACACGCUCGUGAAAAAAAAUUCAUUGUUCGUGAUUUCAUAUACAAUGAAGAAGAAUUAGCAGCAGGAAAAAAUGAGAUAACAAAGCUGGCAACUGAUAAAAAAAAACAAUUUGCCAAUAUUGUACGUUGGUUAAAAGUUAACUUCAGUGAAUGUUUCUGUGCAUGGAUUCACGUUAAAGCUUUACGUGUAUUUGUAGAAUCUGUUUUAAGGUACGGAUUGCCGGUGAAUUUUCAAGCAAUUCUGUUACAUCCUCAUAGAAGGUGUGCAAGGCGAUUACGCGAAGUUCUUAAUCAGCUUUAUGCUCACUUAGAUUCCUCUGCUACAGCAUCUUCUGCUGCACAGGGAAAUCAAGAUAACGUCGAUAUACCAGGAUUAGGUUUUGGCCAAAACGACUAUUUCCCUUAUGUGUAUUAUAAUAUCGACAUAAACAUGCUCGGCAAAUAGGUUUAAUCGCAAAAAAUACGUCUAUUUUCCUGUAUUUUAAAUAUCUUCAUUUACAUAACACAUACUUUUAUAACUCCAGGUACUUAUAAAACAGGUGCGUACAAAGUAGUAUUGUUUGCUUACAUGAAAUACAGUGUUUUGCGUUUUUUAGAACGUCAAUACAAUCCUGAUUUUCAAUGUAAAGGUAAUUGUAGUCGGUUUAUUUCCAAGAGUGAACCAAAUAUUUACCCAAAAAUAAUAUUUUUUUAGUACAUUAAAGUACCUGGAGGGAUGUAUGUACCCUGAUAUUAGCUCAAUAAAA